AUGGCCACAACCACCAGCACAACAAGACCAUCGCACUUCGUUGAUGCUGCCACACUCACAGACUCGCAAUUGUUUCUAGUCACUCGUAUUUUGGUGGAUGUGGCUGUGUCAACAGAGGACACUGAAGUCACUGAAGGCUCUCGAGUUGGUGAGGAAUGGAGGAGGCUUGAUGGUAUACCUUGUAUUAUGGGUGGGCUAAGGGCGCUCAUUGCAUCACUCAGUGGGACCCUGCAUGGGCGCACCACUGCUGACUUCCCCUGGAAAACACUCCCCAAAGAAUUAGCUUGCCUUGGCAAAGGCAUCCAUGACCUGACCCACCAACAUCACGUCAAUCUCAUCAAUUGUCUCAAAGCAGGCACCCUCACCAUCCGAGCAGUUACAAGUGAUGCUGCCCAUACACGGCUUACCACCUCCAAAGACCCUGUUGUCAUUGGGGACGCCCCCUUGGCUUGCUCCACACACUCCCGUGGGCGACAUGUUUUCGCUGAUGGCCGCAUUGACCAAAAAGAUCAGCCUCACUUACCCACCUCUUCUUGUCGUGCCCAAGUCAUUGUGGAAAUAACGUGGCCGCCACCUCGGCCGGCUUCUCGAGCACUCCACAAGCCAUCUACUACCUCCAGGAGAGAUCUUAUCCCAGCCAUUGCUUCUAUCCAGGGAGAAUCCAGCUCUGAAGAUGUUAGUGCUGAUGAUGAAGAUGAUUAUGAGGAUGAGGAUCCCCAAAUCACCUACUCAUUUGGAUCAGCAAGUCAGGCCAUGAUGCUUAAUCUAUCAGAUUACUACUCUGACCCUCCCGACGACCAGGUGUCCUCACCUCCCCCAUACCUUCCUGCAUCAUUGUCUGCUACUAUGGGUUCUGGAUAUGCGCAGGAAGAAUAUGUUCAGGAACAGUUUGGAGGUGGUCGAUAUAAGGAUACACCAACAGAACUCACUCCAUCAAGACUGUGUAGCACCAUCAAGCCAACAUCGCGGGAUACCACUAACAGCUUCGUUGCUAAUUCCAUUCACUUUGCUGAAAAUAGCCAUCACAAUACUCCUUUGGUCGAGGAUGCACCUGUGCAGUGUUCUGUGCAGGUGCAAGAUCUAUUUGCCAACACUUUGGCACCCACUUGCCAGCAGCCGGCUAUGCCUCAAAAUACGGACGUAUUCCACCAGCAGCCCCAGUAUGGCACUCUAAAUUCAGACUCCAUGGCUCUGUACAACCUCACGAUACCAUCCAGAGCCCAACCUUUGUGGUCUGUGCCAUCACCUCUGAUGCAACACAAGGCUCCCAGCACCUCUCCCAGCCCUCUGGCUUCCUAUUCUCAGUUACCAACAUCGCCUCUUCUCAUGCCUGCACUUGCAGGUCCAAGCUCACAGGGAGGUCUGCAACCUCAAGUGAAAAAUGCCAUGAAUAUGUGUGGGCCGGAUUGGCCCUGGAAUUUUUCGUCCAUAGCGCCAGUAAACUCCUUGCCAGCUCAGGGAGCUGUGCCAAGAACACAUAUCAUCCCGCCAACUCCCAUCAAGCCUGCAGAACUUUUGGCUCCGUCUGCUGCCAGUGGGUCAAGUCAGCAUGCAGUCACGUUCAGUACAUCAACCGCUGAAGAAUCUCAUAUCAAGUCUGACUUCACGAUGGACAAUGAUGGUGCACCUGUUGGUGGUCGACAUUCAGCAGAGACGAACUCUACACUCGAUGAGGGUUUCGCUGUAUUAGAUACCAUCGUCAUUAACACUGCAAAAAAUACGAACAUGCCUUCCUACCAGGUAAUCAACCUGUGGAUGAAGAGUCGAGGUCAAGCAAUCAACUCUACCAAUUACUGGAACCUUUAUGCAGGGUACUUCAAGGACCGCAUGCGCCAGGAACUUGCAAGGCUCAGUGAAGAUGCUCCUCCCCAGGAUGGUUCGAUGACACCUAGUGCUGGUGUUCGCUGUCGGUGCUAUGAGCUCUUCAAGAAUACCUACCCCGAUUCUUAUCAAGACAUUCUCGAUACCUACAAGGAACUCAACAUGCUGUCUGAUGCUCCUCAAACAAUUGCACAGUGCACGCAAACAUUCCAGAAGCUCUACAGGAGGGUAGGAAGUAUUCUUGAUGGAGCUGUGGCCAGGCAAGGUUUUGAGGCCACUCUCGUUAUGUGUGGUAAUAUCGUCAAUGAAGACUCAUCACUCAGCCAUAUUCACAUGAUGCCCAGCGCUGGUGGCAUAAGUUUCUUUGAGAAGCGCUGCCGAGCCAGUGAUGAUGCCAUCAUUGGGCAUAUGAAAGCCCAUGUAUACAACACGACCUCACUUGCUGCCGUGGAACAGGCCUUCAAGGCCACUGAAGGCGAUCGAGAGCAGGUACCAAUAGAGGUCCUGGAUGUGAGUUCAUCUGAGGCAGGUGAAGAGAAAGAUGCAUUGAAGUCGCUCAAGGCUGGGCUAAUCAAACAAGUUGCAGACCUUGGCAGCAAUUCACUCACAAACGACCAUCUACGCAUCAAGGGCUACCCUGCGCACUUGAGUUUGAUGCCGGGAGAGUCUCACAAUACUAAUUCACGAAGUAAAGGUGUUGCAGGACUUACACAACAUGAGGUCAAUGUGCUCGCUCAUGCAUUGAAGGUGAAGACAAUGUGUGUUGUCAAAGUAACAAACGCUACCAAAGCUGCUAUCAUAGCCUCCAAAGAGCCUGUCAUCAUUGGCGAGGCACCUCCUGUAGGCUCUCCUUUUCCGAAUGUGAGGCGGAUGUUUGUCAACAGAACCUUCGAUUAUAAUGGCCCUCCGCACCUUCAAACCAGCUCUGCUGCAACCAGGAAGAAGAAGCCAAAGGUCGCCUCAUCAUCUCGCACCCAGGAUGAUGAUGGAGAUGUUGCAUCCAUGGACUCCACGACUACCAUACGUCCCAAAUCCAAUUUACAUCUCAAGGUGGUUGUACCUCCUCCAUCACGUCCCUUCAAGCUUGCAAAGCGCCCUCCUACCAAACUAGCGCCAACUCCAAUACAUGUCUUAUCAAGUCCAGAUGGUGUCAACAAGCCUGGUGCUGACAAUCCCCUCAACAUUUCUGAUGGCGAAUCCCCCAGCGAGGAUGAUGCGGACCACGAUGAUUCAUCACGCUCAUGCAAGCAGAAGUUGCAGCCUAAAGGUGAGGAGAAGACAGUUGUUGAGAAGAAACCAAGUGUGAAGGCUGCAGGCAAGGUUCGUGCCAAGGGAGGGCGCUCGUCUCCUCUCGUUGUAGAAUCCUCAGGGGACGAACAGCAACCACCUCCUGGAGCCAUGCACCCUGAGACCUCCGAGGCUGUUGAUCGUCCGCCCUCUACGCCCUCUACACAAGUCAUGGAAGCACCUAUUCUUUCAGUGGUGCCGUCUUCCCCACUCAACUCAGAUCAUCAUGUGAGUCCUACAGAAGAGAAUGGGCAGUCUGUCCAUGUCCCAGACGUCCCUCUUCCGCUACCUCAAAAUCCAUCAUGCGCACCAAAGUUGGAGGACACUCGUCUCAGUCCCUCCCUUUCUGACCAUGAUGCACCAGACCCUCGUAAUGGUGAUCCUAAUAGAGCACACUCACAUGAGCCCCAUGACAAUCAGUAUCCUCCCAAUCGUGAUCACUCCAGGGAGCCUCAUCAUGUGAGUGACUUCCACGACCUCUCACUCAAUAAUGCCCGUGACCUGCACCCUCAUCGAGACAACUCUCCUGCACUGUGUGAUGACUGUCGCUACCCCAGUGAUGAGCAACAUGGUGGGUACACAUACCAUGAGGAGGCAGACCAGCAGGCAUAUGCCAGGCGACUAUGA
Messenger RNA from Suillus fuscotomentosus, 3735 nucleotides. RefSeq lists its product as uncharacterized. The coding region runs from base 1 to 3735 and encodes 1244 amino acids. The record is from RefSeq and is a predicted model, not a curated record. Lineage: Eukaryota; Fungi; Basidiomycota; Agaricomycetes; Boletales; Suillaceae. The transcript has 16 exons.